UAUUUUUGGUAACCAGUAAUUUGGACGGAGAUAGUAACUCUCAAAAGCAAAAAAAUUUAAAAAAUAAAAUAAAAAUUCAAAACCUGAGAAGCAAACCGUCACAAGAAACUCCCACGCACCCCGACCCCCACCCCCACUGCCUUAGCCACCCUCCGGGAGAAACGCACAUACACGUUCUUUUUAAAAAAAUAUAUAAGUGUGCUGUCGUAUGAAAAAGAGAAGACUCUUUAAUGUCAUAUAUUCUCAAAUUCCAAGUUUCUUUCUCUUUGUGCAUCUCUAAACUGUCGUUUAUAUGUUCUCUGCUAUACAAAUUUUCAUGCUCUAGGUUUGUGUUGUGUAUUUUCUUCUACUUCUUUUUGCUUAUAGUUUUUCAGAAGUUACAUUGUUGGGUAAGUCCAUAGGGACAUUAAGGCAAUUGGGGUUCAGUAAAAUUUGCUAUGUAAAUAGUUUUGAAAGGACUUGCCAUGGAUCUUGAAACUGGGUUUUAUCAGAAUCGUUUAAAGAAAGAAUCUUGGAGGACAGUGUUGACAUUGGCUUAUCAGAGUUUAGGGGUUGUUUAUGGGGAUUUAUGUACAUCACCACUUUAUGUAUAUACAAGUACUUUUGCUGAAGACAUUGAACAUUCAGAGACAAAUGAAGAAGUCUAUGGUGUUCUAUCAUGUAUCUUUUGGACACUGACUUUGAUUCCUCUGUUAAAUUAUGUGUUCAUUGUUCUUAAAGCUGAUGAUAAUGGUGAAGGAGGAACAUUUGCUUUGUAUUCACUCCUAUGUAGACAUGCCAAAGUGAGUUCAUUGCCUAGUUCCCAGUUAGCAGAUGAAGAAUUAUCAACCUACAAGAAAGAUUUUCUUAUAAAUACUCCUGAGCAAAAUACUUUUGGGGCAAAAAUUAAAUCAAAUCUGGAGAGGCAUAGAGUAUUACAGAGAUUUCUGCUUGUUUUGGCUCUAAGUGGAGCUUCUAUGGUAAUAGGUGAUGGAAUUCUUACACCUGCCAUUUCAGUUUUCUCUGCAAUUUCUGGUGCUGAACUUUCUUUGGGAAAAGCACAUCACUUAUAUAUAGAAGUUCCAGUUGCUUGUAUCGUACUGAUAGCCUUGUUUGCCCUUCAACAUUAUGGCAGCCACAGGGUUGGAUUUUUGUUUGCACCUAUUGUCGUGACAUGGCUUCUGUGUAUCAGUGGUAUUGGUUUAUAUAAUAUUAUACACUGGAAUCCAAGUGUGUAUCGAGCACUGUCUCCAUAUUAUGUGUACAAGUUCCUGAAGAAAACUCGAAAAGUAGGCUGGAUGUCCUUGGGAGGAAUCCUCUUGUGCAUAACAGGUUCAGAAGCAAUGUUUGCUGAUCUUGGACACUUCUCCCAGUUGUCAAUAAAGAUUGCUUUUACCUCCAUGGUUUAUCCAUCAUUAGUUCUUGCAUAUAUGGGGCAAGCUGCUUAUCUGUCUCGGCAUCAUGUUAUGGAGAAUGACUAUCAGUUUGGCUUCUAUGUUUCUGUACCUGAGAAACUAAGAUGGCCUGUUCUGGUGAUUGCUGUACUGGCAGCAGUAGUGGCGAGCCAAGCCGCUAUCACUGGAACCUUCUCAAUUAUUAAACAAUGCUGUGCGCUGGGAUGCUUCCCAAGAGUCAAAAUAGUUCAUACAUCAUCAAAAAUACAUGGCCAGGUUUACAUCCCUGAGAUUAACUGGGCCUUGAUGAUUCUAUGCUUGGCUGUUACUAUUGGUUUCAGAGACACCAAAAGGCUGGGCAACGCUGCAGGUUUGGCAGUCAUAACUGUAAUGUUGGUCACCACUUGCUUGAUGUCGUUGGUAAUUGUUUUGUGUUGGAACCAAAGUGUCCUCCUUGCAGUUUGCUUUGUGAUCUUCUUUGGGACAAUUGAGGCUUUAUAUUUCUCUGCUUCUUUGAUUAAAUUUUUUGAAGGAGCAUGGGUGCCUAUUGCCAUUUCGGUCGUUUUCAUGAUAGUGAUGUGCAUUUGGCACUACGGCUCACUGAAAAAGUACGAGUUUGAUGUUCAAAAUAGGGUGUCUAUAGACUGGUUACUCAGUGUAGGUCCCAGCUUAGGCAUUGUAAGGGUCCGUGGCAUUGGCCUCAUAUACACUGAGUUGGUAUCCGGAAUCCCAGCAAUCUUCCCACACUUCGUUACCAAUUUUCCAGCUUUCCACCAGGUCCUAGUUUUCAUUUGUGUCAAAUCUGUCCCAAUUCCUCAUGUUAGACACGAGGAACGUUUCCUUGUCGGACACAUUGGCCCAAGAGAACACCACCUUUAUAGAUGCAUUGUUAGGUAUGGUUAUCGUGAUGCUCACAAGGAUGAUCUCCAGUUUGAGAAUGAUCUUGUAUGUAGCAUAGCCGAGUAUAUAAGGACAGGAAAGAAAGGGUUGAAUGGUAAUGCUGCUGAAGAUUUAUCAAACGAUUUGGAGGACAUGACUGUUCUUGGAACCCCUUCAACUCAUAUAUCUGGAGUUCAACUUUGUGCAGACAAUGAAAUGAAUUCUGAAUCAGUUGGAACGUCAAAACUUAGAGAAAUGCACUCUACACAUAUAACCAAGCCUAAGAAACGAGUGAGGUUUUCCAUACCAGAAACUCCAAAAAUGGACAGAAAUGCAAGAGAGGAGUUGCGUGAACUGAUGGAAGCUAGUGAAGCUGGCAUAGCUUACAUAUUGGGGCAUUCCUACGUCCGAGCCAAACAAGGAUCUAGCUUAGUAAAGAAAAUAGUUAUAAAUAUUGGAUAUGACUUCUUGACAAGGAGUAGUAGACCACCAGCCUAUGCAUUAACUGUACCUCAUGCUUCUACUAUAGAGGUAGGAAUGGUCUAUCAUGUAUGAUUUUGUGUACAAAAGAGAAACUAAUAAUAAAAUCUCUACAUGUGUUUGUAGUUUUUGUAAAAAAAAUGCAAGCGAAGUGCUAACAGUUAUCUUUAUUGAGAUUUGAGAAUGAGAAAUAUCUCCAUAAACGCCA
Molecule: messenger RNA, 2940 nt
Organism: Lycium barbarum (goji berry)
Lineage: Eukaryota; Viridiplantae; Streptophyta; Magnoliopsida; Solanales; Solanaceae
Product: potassium transporter 6-like
Exons: 8
Coding region: 465-2807 (780 amino acids)
Biological process (GO): potassium ion transmembrane transport
Cellular component (GO): membrane
Molecular function (GO): potassium ion transmembrane transporter activity
Source: RefSeq, a predicted model, not a curated record